AUCGCCUCGACUGCCUCGACUGCCUCUAUCCGCGCCCAGCGCUGCCUCCACCAGUUGUCUUCGCUCGCAUCACGACCGCGCACUAUCCAACCGCUCGUCUGCAGCAUUACGACUGCACCGGGCAGCCCCUUGGACCACUCGCCAUCCCCCUUGCAGCAAGUCCUGCAACUCAUCUCGCACGCGCCGUCGCUGCAUCCACGCAUCAGUUGCCCACGGUAGCCAGGCGAGCCAUGGAACGCCUCCUCCUCGCCAGCGUGAGCACCGCGCUGCUCGGCUAUGUAGCGUACGCGUUCCUCCGCCGCAACAAGAGCUCUAGGAAGCACGGCCGCGCCGCGCUCGCCGCAGACGACCAGCAAUUCACGAGGCCGGCGACGGCAGGCGGUGUGUCGCAACGCAUCGCGAAGGCGCGCGCCAACUGCUUCGGCCGGCAGACGUUCGAGAAGCUCACGGCGGAGGCGGCGGAGCUCUCGGCGAGAGGCGCCUUCUGGUCGGAUCCGCUCUUCACGCAUGACGACUCCUCGCUAUUUAUGGACCCAAGCCGCCCGCCGGAAGACUGGCUCCGCGACGGCGAGCGCGGGAAGGUCAUCAAAGGGGCCGAGGUCGUGUGGUGUCCGCCGCCGAAAUUCUGCACGGCCUCGCGACCUCUGGGCAAGCGCGCGCGCGACGGCGGCGCCACGUGGCUGUACGGGGACGCGGAUGAGACGGGUGCGGUCUCGGCGGGCGCGAGCCAGAACGCCGACGACGUCGCGCAGGGCUCGCUCGGAGAUUGUUACUUGUUGUCGGCCCUGGCGCUGGCGACGCGGGACAGCGCCGUGUGAGACGCUGUGUGGAAAUCAUGUUACGGGGACGACGUCGCGUCGAUGGCGUGGGGGGCGCGUAAUUUGAUGCCCACACAGGUGCGACGACCUCAUCGACGAUACCUAUGAAGACGUGGGGAUCUAUGGCGUCACGCUCUGCGUGCGCGGCAGAUUCACAAUGGUGUGGGUCGACGCGCAUUUCCCGUGCUGGCGGCCUGCAAAUGCGCACGGCAAGCACCGCCGACCUAAACCAAUCUAUGCGACGAGCACGGACCAUAGGGAAAUUUGGCCGAUGGUGGUCGAAAAAGCGUACGCGAAGGUAGCGGGCUCCUACGAGGCCAUCGGCCGCGGCGGUCGCGUCGCGCCAGCGCUCGAGACGCUGACCGGCGGCGCGGCCUGGUCCGUGGACGCGAUGACCAUCCCGUGGAAGGACCUCCGGCGCGCGGUCGAGGACAAUGAUGUGUUCGUCGGCGCCGGCUCGGAGCACAACCUAUCUGAAAGAGAACUUGAGGGUGUCGUCGGCGGCCACGCCUACUCGAUUUUACACGUGGUCGACGUUGGCGCCGACGCCGACCGCGUGCGUUUAUUACUACUACGCAAUCCGUGGGGGAAGAGCGAGUGGAAAGGCGACUGGAGCGACUCGUCGUCCUGCUGGCGCAAGCGGCCCGACGUCGCAGCCGCCGUCGGGAACAAGCGCUCGCACGACGACGAUGGGCGCUUCUGGAUCCAACUGCCCGACUUCCGCCAGCGCUUCCGCACCGUCGAUCUGUGUCGCGUGAAGAACGGACAGCUGAAGGAGCGCAACACGCUCAAGGAGCGGACCGCGGCGGAGAGUGCCGCCGACGCCGAGGCGGCCGCCACCGACGACGACUGGCUGGCCGAGAUACCGGGCGCGUCGCGCGCGAACGACUCGCCCAAGGCGCCCUCGAAGAAGAAGUCCAAGUCCAAGAAGAAGCACAAGAAGAAGUCCAAGCGCUGACGUCCCGGGGCCGCGCGACCUUAAUUAGAAGACUUUUUA
Messenger RNA from Pelagomonas calceolata, 1815 nucleotides. The record is from the annotation of a GenBank genome assembly. NCBI's taxonomy places the organism in Eukaryota, Pelagophyceae, Pelagomonadales, Pelagomonadaceae.